AUGGCGGCCACCAGAGCUGCCUACGUUUCCAGCACAUCCAUCUCACUCCUUCUCUUGCUGAUCCCCGUUGCUCUCGCCAAGGAUCACCAUACUCAUGGCACCAGCUACCUCCAGAGAGAUUCAUCGGUGUUCAUCGAGGAUGGCACCGCCGCCGCCGCCAACGCCACCACCAUCCUUGCGUCGCCCAACGGCCUCUUCGCCUGCGGCUUCUACAAGGUGGCCACCAACGCCUUUGUCUUCUCCAUCUGGUUCAACGGCUCGUCGGCGAAGACCAUCGCGUGGACGGCCAACCGCGACGCGCCGGUGAACGGCAGAGGGUCCAGGCUCGCCUUCCGAAAGGACGGGAGCAUGGCCCUGCUCGACUACGAUGGCACGGCCGUCUGGAGCACCAACACGACCGCGACUCGUGCCAGCCGUGCAGAGCUUCUCGACAGCGGCAACCUUAUCAUCGUGGAUCCAGACGGUCGGAGCCUCUGGACAAGCUUCGACUCACCGACAGACACGCUUCUGCCGUCGCAGCCGAUGACUCGGAACAUAAAGCUGGUAUCUGCAUCUGCCAGGGGCUUGCUCUAUUCAGGUUUCUAUACAUUAUACUUUGACAGCGACAAUGAGCUAAGGCUCAUCUACAACGGCCCUGACAUCAGUAGCAUAUAUUGGCCUGCCCCUUUCAACCAACCGUGGGUAAAUGGAAGGACUACUUAUAACAGCAGCCGGUAUGCUGUUCUUGAACAGACGGGCAAGUUUGUCGCGAGCGACAACUUUACAUUUGAAGCUUCUGAUCUUGGUGAUCAGGUUAUGAGGAGGUUGACUCUGGAUUAUGAUGGCAACCUUAGGCUGUAUAGCCUAGACGCGACAAGCGGAGAUUGGUCGGUCUCUUGGAUGGCAUUCCGCCGAGUCUGCGACAUACAUGGGCUGUGUGGCAAAAACAGCAUCUGCAAAUACCUACCGAAGCUCGAGUGCUCUUGCCUUGAAGGUUUCGAGGUGGUUGAUGCAAGCGACUGGAGCAAAGGGUGCACGCCCAAUGUAAACAAGACAGCCAACUGGGACAACAGAAGAAGACACAAGGCAAACAGCACGGCCACCCAGGAUUUCUCAUUCAAAAAGCUCGCUGAAACUGACUUCUAUGGAUAUGAUUCGAACUAUGUGCAGCAGGUGUCAAUUCUGCAGUGCAGACGUAUGUGCUUGGACAAUGCUGAUUGCAAAGCUUUUGCUUACCGUCAGGGAGAAGGCACAUGUUAUACAAAGGUCUACCUUUUAAACGGCCAGAGCUUUGCAUAUCCUCCCAACGACGUUUAUCUGAAACUUCCCAGGAGGUUGCUGUCUUCGCCGGAAUUGACUUCUACACUAGCUCACACAUGCAGAGUUCAUGAAAAAGAGGCAGACAGUUCAUCACAGAUGUUCCAGGACAGCUCUUCCAAGUUCAAGUUUGGCUACUUCCUUUCUUCUGCAUUAACACUGCUUUUCAUUGAAGUUAUAUUAAUCAUCGCCGGGUGUUGGGUCGUUCACAAAUGGGAGGGAAGACCAGAGAUUAUAGAUGAAGGUUACACGAUAAUUUCCAGCCAGUUCCGAAUAUUUAGCUACAGGGAGUUACAGAAGGCAACAAAUUGCUUCCAAGAAGAGCUAGGUAGUGGUGGGUCAGGAGCAGUUUAUAAGGGAGUCCUCGAUGAUGAAAGGAAGGUCGCCGUGAAGAAGCUAAAUGAUGUGAUCCAAGGAGAGCAGGAGUUCAGGUCCGAGUUAAGUGUCAUAGGCAGAAUUUAUCAUAUGAAUCUGGUCAGAAUCUGGGGGUUUUGUGUCGAGAAGACAUGCAAGCUCUUGGUUUCUGAGUUCAUUGAGAAUGGUUCUUUAGCCACAGUUCUGUUUGAUUACCAGAGCCUAUCUCCUGUGCUCCAAUGGGGCCAAAGGUACAAUAUUGCAGUUGGGGUGGCGAAAGGACUGGCCUAUCUCCACCAUGAGUGUCUUGAAUGGAUUGUGCAUUGUGAUGUCAAGCCAGAGAACAUAUUGUUAGACAAAGACUUUGAGCCCAAGAUUGCAGAUUUUGGACUGGUGAAGCUACUGCAACGAGGAUCAAGCGCACAAAUGUUGUCAAGAGUGCACGGGACUAGAGGCUACAUUGCACCAGAAUGGGCUCUCAAUCUUCCAAUCACUGGCAAGGCCGAUGUUUACAGCUAUGGAGUAGUGCUUCUUGAGUUAGUGAGGGGGAUUCGGGUUUCCAGUUGGAUGGUUGAGGGCAAGGAGGAAGUGGAAAUGGCUGUUAGAUGUUCUACUGAAAUUCUUAAAGAGAAACUUGCAGGUGAAGAUCAGUCGUGGAUUCUGGAGUUCGUCGACUACAGACUGGAUGGAGAAUUCAACCAUUCAGAAGCACUCAUGAUGCUUAAGAUAGCAGUAUCAUGUGUGGAAGAAGAGAGGAGCAGAAGACCGAGCAUGAGCCAUGUGGUCGAAACUCUGCUUUCACUUGUGGAAUAA
This is a messenger RNA of Triticum turgidum subsp. durum (durum wheat), 2463 nucleotides long. NCBI's taxonomy places the organism in Eukaryota, Viridiplantae, Streptophyta, Magnoliopsida, Poales, Poaceae. The record is from the annotation of a GenBank genome assembly.